Messenger RNA from Sparassis crispa, 477 nucleotides. RefSeq lists its product as hypothetical. The coding region runs from base 1 to 477 and encodes 158 amino acids. The record is from RefSeq and is a predicted model, not a curated record. Gene Ontology annotation, biological process: proteasome assembly. Lineage: Eukaryota; Fungi; Basidiomycota; Agaricomycetes; Polyporales; Sparassidaceae. The transcript is spliced from 2 exons.
AUGCCACCAUCAGGUCAAGCGUUCAGAGUUCUUGAUGGGAUACCAACAGAGGUUCUCUUGCAGACCUACGCAGACCGUACCCUCGUUCUGGUAACGCAACUAGGUAAAGUGGGGAAUCUGAUACAAGCGACGAUCCCUCCGACGGCGCCGUUGCUCCCAGCUCCUCCUCCAAACCCAUUGCAGCCGAAUGUCACACCUCUUCCAGUACCGCCGACUUCCAUCCAACUAACCCCACUCCUCGGAAAUGCUCCUUCUGACCGCCUUCACACGCUGUACUCUCUGUAUGCCUCUCAGAUCGCAACAGUCUUAUGGGCGGAAGAAGCCGGCAACUUGCUACAAGGUGAUCGGCGGGGAGUUGUGGUCGGGAUCGCUCUGCACAAAACGGCUGAGACAGAGGAUGAUGGGCUUACUGAACACGAGAGGGAAGUGUUCCAUGGGGUAAUGGAUAUGGUCAGAGAUCUUUUACGACGCCAGUGA